GAGGAAUGGCAGUAUCAAACAUGGAGAGAUGUCAGCUGGAGAGAGAUAUGGACGACUGACAUUAAUAUUACAAGAGAUCACGAAGCCUCUCAGAUGUGAAUAACAGAGCGCGCUGAUGCACCUGGUGUCUGGACAUUCCAGCACACCGACUUUUCCCCUGGAUGGAGUUAAAUGUGCUCUGGAAAAUCUUCUUCAUCAUGGCCAAUCAGCCUCUACCACUAUCUCAGGAGACCUUAGCUCAGUUCAAUCGCUCCAUGGCCACAGAACCAGGUGCCUCAGGGCCUCCGAGGCGACGUUUGGGCUCCAUCUCCACUCGGCAAAGUUCCAAAGACCAAUCCAAGGACCAUCCCCACCACAGACCCCUGUUCCUCAGAUCCAUGACGGUUCCUUCAUCCGAGUCAUCAUUCUUGAGCCCCAACGUCAGUCAUUCUCACAUUUCCAUAGGAAAGCGAUUCUCAUUCGCAGGCUGGCACCAGGGAGGACGAGUGAGCUUCUCUGGACUGUACUUUCAACAACCUAUUCAAGAGGUUUAUGUGGAGAACACCUACAGAAUGGGACCAGAACCAGGGUGCCACUUCAGUGCCAGCAGGACCCAGCAGAUCUUACAGGCCACUUUGGAUAGUUAUUUGGAAGGUGUGUGUUACAGCCCUGAUAGUUGUAGCCAGCUGUGUCAAAUGUUAGCAGAUCUAGUUCUCAGUAAGCUAAAAGAUGUCAAUCCACCACGAUAUAAACUCGUGUGCCAGGUGGUGGUUGGGCAGAGUGGUAAACAAGGCAUAAGGGUGGCCAGCCGUAGCCUGAUGAACCCCAACACUGACAACUACACAUCUGCUGUUUUCCAAAAUCACUCACUGUUUGCUGUGGCUUUAGUGCACGGGAUGUACUUUGAAUGAAGGCUAAAUUAACAGCUCUUAAAGGCAUAGUUCACCCAAAAAAGAAACUCUGUCAUGAAUUACUCACUCUCGUGUCGUUCCAAAAACAUAAGACCUUCGUUCAUCUUCGGAACACAAAUUCGAGAAAUCCAAGAACUUUCUGACCCUGCAUAGACAGCAACACAACUGACAUGUUUAAGACCAAGAAAGGUAGUAAGGACAUUGUUGAAAUGUGACAUCAGAACGAAGGUCUUAUGGGUUUGGAACGACAUAGGAGUAACUAAUGAGGGAAUUUUAAUUUUUGGGUUAAUUAUGCAUUUAAUAUGUGUAUACAAAAUACAUGCUUAAAGAGACAAACACAUAUAAUAUACUACGACCAUCAAAACAUAUACAUUUGAAGUCAAAAGUUUACAUACACCUUGUAGAAUUUGUAAAAUGUUAUUUUUUUAGUUUUUGUAUUUAGUACUGAACUGAAUAAGAUAUUUGAUAUAAAAUAUCAUUAUAUAUAGUCCACAAGAGAAAAUAGUUUUAAGAAUUUAUAAAAAUGACCCUGUGCAAAAGUUUUCAUACAUGAUUUUUAAUACUGUUGUUAUCUGAAUGAUCCACAGCUGUUUUGUUGUUGUUGUUGUUGUUGUUUAGUGAUAAUUGUUCAUGAGUCAGUUAAACUGCCCGCUGUUCUUUUCCAAAACUAAAAACCAAAUUCUUUGGUUUUUCAGCAUUUUUGUGUAUUUGAACCCUUUCCAAUGAUGACUGUAUG
This is a messenger RNA of Labeo rohita (rohu), 1626 nucleotides long. RefSeq names its product dynein light chain Tctex-type 5-B. Bases 162 to 890 code for a protein of 242 amino acids. NCBI's taxonomy places the organism in Eukaryota, Metazoa, Chordata, Actinopteri, Cypriniformes, Cyprinidae. Gene Ontology annotation, cellular component: cytoplasm; cytoplasmic dynein complex. The record is from RefSeq and is a predicted model, not a curated record. Gene Ontology annotation, molecular function: dynein intermediate chain binding. Gene Ontology annotation, biological process: microtubule-based movement. The transcript has 3 exons.